AUGUCAGCAUUGAAGAUCCCACUUUCCAAAAUGAAGGACCUGAUACUGAUCUUAUGCCUCUUGGAAAUGAGUUCUGCAGUGCCGAUGUUUCCUCAGCAACCUGGGACACCAGGCAUGGCUAGUUUGAGCCUGGAGACAAUGAGACAGUUGGGAAGUUUGCAGGGAUUAAAUAUGCUUUCUCAGUAUUCAAGAUUUGGUUUUGGAAAGUCAUUUAAUUCUUUGUGGAUGCAUGGUCUCCUGCCACCACAUUCUUCUUUCCCAUGGAUGAGACCAAGGGAACAUGAAACUCAACAGUAUGAAUAUUCUUUGCCUGUGCACCCCCCACCUCUCCCAUCGCAGCCAUCCCUGCAGCCUCAACAGCCAGGACACAAACCUUUCCUCCCGCCUACAAUUGUAACCGCCAUCCAGGACACAGCCCAGAAGGGAGGACCUCAGCCUCCAGUUUACCAGGGACAACCGCCCUUGCAGCAAGCAGAGGGGCCAAUGCUCGAACAGAAGGUGGCACCAUCAGACAAGCCACCGAAGGCAGAGCUACCAGGAAUGGAUUUUGCUGAUCCACAAGGUCCAUCAGUGUUCCAAAUAGCUCGUUUGAUAUCUCGGGGACCAAUGCCACAAAAUAAACCAUCUCCACUUUACCCAGGAAUAUUUUACAUGUCCUAUGGAGCAAAUCAACUGAAUGCUCCUGCCAGACUUGGCAUCAUGAGCUCAGAAGAAAUGGCGGGAGGCAGAGGAGGCCCCAUGGCCUACGGGGCCAUGUUCCCAGGAUUUGGUGGCAUGAGACCUAACCUUGGAGGGAUACCCCCCCAUCCAGCCAUGGGCGGGGACUUUACCCUGGAAUUUGACACCCCCGGCGCUGGAACCAAAGGCCCAGAGAAGGGAGAAGGAGGUGCGCAAGGCUCCCCGGUGCCCGAAGGCAACCCGGCAGAUCCGGAAAACCCAGCUCUCCUUCCAGAGGUAGCACAUGGUGCCCUGGGAGGGCUUCUUGCUCACCCAAAGGGCAACGACCCCACCCUGGCAAGAGGCCCUGCAGGGCAGAGCGGGGGACCCCCUGGGGUCACCCCAGCGGACGCUGACCCACUGAUGACCCCUGGAUUAGCUGAUAUUUAUGAGACCUACGGUGCCGAUGUGACCACGCCCCUGGAAGAAACGCCCACGGAUACCACAGUCAUCCCAGACACUCAGCAAACUUCUAUGCCAGAAAUCAAGGCCCAGCAGCCCCAGAUCAUGCAUGAUGUGUGGCGUUUCCAAGAGCCCUGA
This is a messenger RNA of Hyaena hyaena (striped hyena), 1257 nucleotides long. RefSeq names its product ameloblastin (gene AMBN). Gene Ontology annotation, molecular function: structural constituent of tooth enamel. Bases 1 to 1257 code for a protein of 418 amino acids. Gene Ontology annotation, biological process: odontogenesis of dentin-containing tooth. The record is from RefSeq and is a predicted model, not a curated record. Lineage: Eukaryota; Metazoa; Chordata; Mammalia; Carnivora; Hyaenidae. The transcript is spliced from 11 exons.